Messenger RNA from Gadus chalcogrammus (walleye pollock), 2194 nucleotides. RefSeq names its product zinc finger protein ZFP2-like. The coding region runs from base 317 to 2194 and encodes 625 amino acids. NCBI's taxonomy places the organism in Eukaryota, Metazoa, Chordata, Actinopteri, Gadiformes, Gadidae. The transcript is spliced from 3 exons. The record is from RefSeq and is a predicted model, not a curated record. Gene Ontology annotation, cellular component: nucleus.
AUAGAAUACUGUAAGUUUGUUGAAGAUAUAUAGCGAUAGGUCUACCUACUCGAUGUAGUACCUUGUGACUUAGUCAGCCUCAGAGGUAAGUUUAAAUGGGGACUUUUAUUUAGAAAUUUGGGUGAACCGGAUGUGAACAGUGUAGCAUUUCGUCUUGGAUCCGGUAAGAGCGAAAUGAGCAAUAUCAACUAUCAAAGACGAUCUUUCCAUGUGAUUUAAAAACGUUCUCCUGGCUGCUAGCUAGACGACUGAGGGCAUGGAGCUUCGUUAUACAGCAUGGAUCUAUGUAAAAUACCACGGAUAAAUCUAGUAUACCAUGGUUCUAUCUAGUAUACAAGAGGAGAAUGCGGCCAUGCGGACCUUCUCCUCGCAGUCCUCUCUGAUUAUUAAACUAUCUCUGGAGACCACCUUGUCCGUCCUGGGGCAAACCUGGCGAGAGGCAACGCCCCCUCUCUGGCAGUCGCAGGCUAGCAGUGUGGUGGACUCCAUGGUGGAGCAGGCGGUCAGGAAGCUGUGUGAGGUGUUCUGGGAGCUGUACUCCACCCUGCUGGACCACAACCUGCCGGACCAGAACCAGCUGGAACAAUACAGGAACCAGCUCCUCCAAGCCCAGCUGGACCAGAAUCAGCUAGACCCAGACCGGAGCCCAGACCAAGACCCAGACCUGACCCCAGACCAGACUUUAGACCAGGGCCCCGGCCAGACUCUAGACCAGGGCCCAGACCAGACUCUAGACCAGAACACAGACCAGACUGUAGACCAGACUCUAGACCAGGACAUAGACCAGACUCUAGACCAGACUGUAGAGCAUGACUCAGACCAGACUCUAGACCAGGAGCCAGGGGGGGCCCCAAGACCCCCAUUCGGUCUGAUCAUCAGAGAUACUCCUGAAGACACAGUAGAAGGAGCGAGCCAGGGUGUUGGAGGAGCGAGGGAGGAAGCGGAGGAGAGGAAGGAGCAGGAGAGGGAGAGGAGGAGGCAACGCUACAGGCUCAACGGCCAGCGGAGGCUGCCCCUGAAGAAGGAGAACCCCCUGUGCCGCGAGGAGGUCUCCCUGCCCUCCGCCCGGCUCCACGCUGACGUCAAGCGCUUCAUGUGCGAGGUGUGUGGCCGGGGCUUCUCGCGGAGCAGGAGCCUCCAGGAGCACCAGACGGUGCACACGGGGGCCAGGGCCCACCCCUGCCCCACCUGCGGGAAGCGCUUCGGCACCGCCAGCAACCUGCGAGCCCACAGCCGGACGCACUCGGCCCAGAGGCCCUUCCCCUGCCCCCUGUGCGGCAAGAGCUUCAGGAGCAAGGUGGGGCUGGCCCAGCACGGCCCGGUCCACAGCGGUGCCAAGCCGUUCGUCUGCCCGACCUGCGGCCUCGCCUUCGGACUCAAGUACAACCUGCUGCGCCACCAGCGGCUUCACAGCUCUGAGAAGGCGUACCGCUGCUCAGACUGCGGGGAGAGCUUCUCCGGAGCCUGGGGGUUGAAGAAGCACUCGCUGGUCCACGGCGCCACCAUGCCCUUCAUGUGCGACCUCUGUGGGAAGACCUUCUUCUACAAUUGUCAGCUGCUGAAGCACCAGCAGGUGGCGCACAGGAGCCCAGCAGGGGGCGGGGGCGGCGGCGGCGGCGGCGGCACCAGGAGAAGGCGGGCGGGCGCGGCGGCGGGGGGUGGGUUCAGCUGCCCGGUGUGUGUCAAGAGCUUCAGCAGCGCCGGCUCCCUGAAGACCCACCAGAAGAGCCACGACGCGCACAAGGAGUUCAGCUGCUCCGUCUGCGAGCGCAGCUUCCACCUCAAGCACCAGUACCUGUACCACCUGCGGCAGCACAGCGGGGAGCGGCCUCACGCCUGCUCCGAGUGCCCCCGGGCCUUCUACCUGCGGAGCCAGCUGCUCCUCCACCGGCGGCUCCACAGCGGCGAGCGGCCGCACGCCUGCCUGAGCUGCGGCAAGAGCUUCCGCACGCCGCAGAACUACCAGCGGCACCUGCGCGUUCACACGGGCGAGCGGCCGUACGAGUGCUCCGUCUGCGGUCGGCGCUUCCGCCAGUCCAACCAGCUCAAGUCGCACAUGCAGACGCACACGGGCGUCAAGCUGUACCCCUGCGGCCGCUGCAGCCGCGGGUUCUCCGACUCCAGGCAGCUCAAGAAGCACAGCUGCCCCGACCAGGGCCCGAACAAGGACUCAGGAACCUCCCUAGGAACUUGA